Ictalurus punctatus (channel catfish) is the source of this 1996-nucleotide messenger RNA. RefSeq names its product SPOUT domain containing methyltransferase 1 (gene spout1). The record is from RefSeq and is a predicted model, not a curated record. Gene Ontology annotation, cellular component: spindle pole centrosome; mitotic spindle; kinetochore. Gene Ontology annotation, biological process: miRNA processing; maintenance of centrosome location. Lineage: Eukaryota; Metazoa; Chordata; Actinopteri; Siluriformes; Ictaluridae. The transcript is spliced from 12 exons. The coding region runs from base 58 to 1200 and encodes 380 amino acids. Gene Ontology annotation, molecular function: miRNA binding.
CAAAUAUUACACCGUUGUUCUCUAACGUUACAUUUGGCUAAGACACACGUGUGGAGCAUGGAAGCUUCGACGUCAAAGAAAAAUAAACGCUUUUCUGGAGAGGGCGAAGAAAAAGUCAACUGGAAAAAAUGGAAAGCAGAAAAGAACGAACAGAAGAGGAGAUGGAAAGAGGGCAAGCUGAUGCAGCAGCUGGAGAAACAAAAGCAGACCAAGGAGGAAGAGUUGAAGCAACAGCAAUCUCAGGAAGAGGAGAAAGAGAAGGCUGAAGGUCGUGUGUACACAGUAAGUGUUGCUCUGCCAGGCUCGGUGUUGGAUAACGCACAGUCACCUGAACUCCGCACUUACCUGGCUGGACAGAUUGCUCGUGCCUGCGCCGUCUUCUGCGUGGACGAGGUGGUCGUGUUUGAUGAGCAGGGAGAAGACAGCAAGGGAACUGUCGCAGGAGAGUUUACAGGAGUUGGGAAGAGAGGUGAAGCAUGUGUUCAGCUGGCCAGGAUCCUGCAGUUCCUGGAAUGUCCACAAUAUUUGCGGAAGGCGUUCUUCCCCAUACACCAUGACCUGCAGUUUGCUGGUCUGUUGAACCCUCUGGACAGCCCACAUCACAUGCGUAUUGACCAGGAGGCAAAAUUUAGAGAGGGCGUGGUUUUGGAUCGACCAUGUAAAGCGGGAAAAGGAUCUUUUGUCAACUGCGGGAUGAGAAAGGAUGUUCAGAUAGAUAAGCAGCUUCAGCCUGGUCUGAGGGUGACUGUACGACUUGAUAAAAACCGAAACACAGAGAGCAGGGUGUAUAAAGGAGUGGUCGUGGCUCCUCAUGUACCCAGGACAGAAGGUGGGCUGUACUGGGGCUACAGCGUACGUCUUGCUUCCUGCCUCAGUGCUGUAAUGACUGAGUGUCCAUUUAAAGAUGGCUACGAUCUGACCAUCGGGACGUCAGAAAAGGGCAGCGAUGUGGACGCGACCGCUCUCCCUCCAUUCAGGCAUAUGUUAGUGGUGUUUGGUGGGCUUCAGGGUCUGGAAGCAAGCGUCGAUGCUGACACAAACCUGGAUGUAAGUGACCCCAGUGUGCUCUUUGACCUCUAUCUCAACACCUGUCCUGGCCAGGGCAGCCGCACCAUCCGCACCGAGGAGGCCAUAUUGAUCUCCCUGUCAUCAUUACGACAAAAAAUUGCCACUGCUGUAUCUGACCAGGCUAAACGGUGAUGGCAGGGAGCGUCAUCAGACGACGGAAAGAAGACGUGCGCGGUGGUGCGACCAAAAAAGCAGAACCUGUAAGGGGAGAGAAUAUUUCGUCUACAGAGGUGUUUUAGACCCAGCCAUUGGACUUGCGGAAUAUACCGGACUGUUACUCUUGCACCUUUUUAUGCUGUAAUAUUUCUAAUAUUGUUUUGUAAUUCCACACACACACACACACACACACACACACACAACAUUGCUAAUACAAUUUAAUAACAAACAAACAAAAAAAAGACAGAGGCCUGUGGUGGUGUUUUUUAAAGAUAUAUAUAUAUAUAUAUGCUUUAAACCAUUCAAAGUACAGAACAUUCAUGAAGACACAAGAACAUAAUUUAGUGCAGACAUCAAAAAACAGUGUUAGAUUUAUUACUAUUGGAUCAUUUUACAUUCUUCAUAUCAUUCCCGUCUCCCAAACUCUACUCCCAUGCCAUGCAAUUGGCCAGGUAUGUUAUUGUUCAAACAUCCGAUCAAAAACGGGGCGUGUAAGAGUAGGGAAGUCUGUAAUUUGUUCAGUGUUAUGGCACGCCAGUAGUGGAUUUAAAAGACGACUCCGGCAUAUUUUUAACGUAAUCUCUAUCUUUAUUUUUAACGUAACCAGAGACGCAGAGAACGGGGUUUUACAGUGUGUGAAAUAGAGACUCGCGGAGGAGCCGAUGUGCAAAUAUGGAGAACCUCAGCUAUAGUUCUAGUGCAAAUGGGAGUCUCUGGGCAUCGAGCGAACUCUGAUCGGUUGAGCAGGGAAGCGUAUGUGCUAGAGUUGGGG